Mesorhabditis spiculigera is the source of this 1368-nucleotide messenger RNA. The record is from the annotation of a GenBank genome assembly. NCBI's taxonomy places the organism in Eukaryota, Metazoa, Nematoda, Chromadorea, Rhabditida, Rhabditidae.
AUGAUGGCUGUCCGAUGUGGCGAUCCCCCGAAUAUGAGCCGAGACGAAUCCCCGUGGGCCGUUCCCCAAAGCCCGUGGUGGGCCGAAGCCCGUGAACCCGCCCAAAUGAACCCCCGGAAGCAGGCGGCCAACACUUGGCACAACGUCUACAACUGGAUCCAGUCCUCGCAGAACUCCGAGGAUGCCAGCGGUUCCUCCCGUUCUUCCAGCGCCAAGGGAUCUCCCUGGGACGAAGAUCAGUCUCCACAAUAUGCUGGACCGUUCUCGGCCUGGGAGCCGCCUUUCAAGGCUGUUGCUCCUCAGCCUCAACAGCCCCGUGAGCAGCAAGUCAAUGGGAAUCCGUAUGCCGAUAUCCUUGAGGGUCUUCUCAAGCUCAACAUGGUCGAACAGGCCACCGCCGGCGGAUCACGAGGAACAGGACCUUCCGCUUCUCCCACCUCCUCCAACAACACCUCCUUCCCCACCGAGGAUUUCCUCAACCGCCCUGGUCCUGCUCAGGGCCCUGCUCAACAACCCCCAUCCCCGCAGCGUCUCCUGUCUGGCCGCCAAAUCGUCGGCCAAUCCAACCGGGAAACUUUUGAACAACCCCGGGUCCCGCAGGGAAAUGAGGAGUGGUUCGCGCAGCAAAUGGAGGCCCAGCGACAGCAACAAGCUCUGUAUGAACAAAUGUGUCAGAUGAUGAUUAGAUCGGCACAGGUUCAGCAGCAACAACAACCCCAAGCAACCCCCGCCUGGCCUACCACCCAACCUUCCCCAAGUCGUGCGACAAUUGCCCGAAAGAACUCCGCAGCCAUCGAACUCCACGGCCACCUCGAUGAGUGCACCGAAGAGUAUCGUCAACUCGAGAAGGAGCGCAAGCAAACUGAGGCCGAACUGGCUCGUCAUCACCUCGGGAAGAAGAUCUCGUCCUCAAAUGGCCUCCCCAUCCCACGACUCCCGAACGCCCCUUCUCGCCUUGAUCGACUGAUCGUAGACUUCCACCGUGAGCACGCCAGAUUGGUGACGCUGCUGGGGAAGAUGGAGGUGCUUCGGCGCGAGCCGCUCCCGCUCAGUAUCCACAACGCUCAUGCUCACCUGCAGCGGGCGGUGGCCGUGCUCCAGAAUUGUCGUCAGACGGAGAGGGCGUUGAUCCUACAGACACUUCGAGGAGAGAUGGUUCACUACGACGAGGAGAAAGAAGCCGUGAACUUGUCGAAGGCGCUGAUCACCGUCAGGAAGGCGGCGCUUCGCGCGCGAGCCGCCAACUGGGUUUCGCUGGCUUCGACGAUUGGUGUGCAGGAUGUGGCUGAGCAACAAGUAAUCGACCGUCUGAUCACUUCCGACUUCACCGUCCCCCCUCCGCCAAUCCGCAGCCGCCCCGUCAAGAAA